CUUAUAAUAUAUAGUUUAUAUUGAUUGUUUAAUAUAAUUAAAAUUAAUGUAUAUGUUAUAAACAAAAAAGAUUCAUUAUGAACAUGAAAAAAACUAUGAAUUAGGCUGGUGUCUGUCUUUAUUAUUGACAAGUUAUAAAGCAGUAUAAAGCUAAGUUUACAUGACCUAUAAAGGCUACAAAAGUUUGCGACCGCGCACACUUCCAAAUGCUUCCGAAUUCAUUCUGUGAUUUGGCAACACUGCCAUGUCUGAGGAGAAUCCCGCCAAAAUCUCACACACAUUCACACACCUGUCGUCAUCCGACGUUGCAUUUAUUUUUUUUAUUUUUGUGGCCUUUGUUACACGGAAGAUUACAUCAAAACAUUAGUUCAACGUAGAUGAAAAAUAAAGAAAAAAAACGAUAUUGUGUUUUAUGUUUUAUAAUAAGUACUAAUACUACAGCAGAAAAAUCUCAAAAAUAAAAAAAAAAACACAACAAAUCUUAAAAAUGGCAAGGACUUUCAUUGUCAGAAAUUAUUUUCUUUCUUUUUAUUAUCUUUGACCUCGAACCACGUCAGCAUGUCUUCGCAACAGAAACUUUUAAUGUGUUAUCUGUCUUCCAAUCCGGAGAACCUGGAGAAGUCUUAAACUAUUUUAAGAAAGAUGGAAUAUUAAAAGAGAAUAUGCGGCAAAUAAUUGCUAAUUCUGUAUUCAGGGAGGUCAUAAAACACAAAACAAGACUUUUAAAUGAAGAUUUUAAUAUUUUGGACCAAAAAAUUUGUAAAAUUUUUACUUGCGAAAAGCCAGAGCAACUGUAUUAUAUACCCAAGAUUAGUGGAUGUAAAGCAAAAAAUAUUAAAGCUGUAGCUUCAAGAGGCAAACUACCACUUAUAUACAGAAAAUUUAAUUAUAAAAAAAAAAAUGUAUAUAACGAAAAAGGCAAGGAAGAAACUCUGAACAAAAUUGAUGAUGAUGAUGAUAAUAUUGAUGAUGGACUAAAGAAAAAAAAGGAUUGGUUGAAAACCAAUAGAGAGCCAAAGGAGCUCGUUUUAAAGAAUUGGGUGGACACAAUGAAAAUAAGAAAAAGUAGCAACUACAAUACUACUGAUGAUUUCAUACAAGACUGGCCAAUUUUGAGUGAGCCCAUAGCUGCUGAAUUAAUCAAACAUGAUUUUGAUGAUAUGAAAUCGAGUUUAAAAAAAGAAUUAAAUGCAACAACAUUGAGCAAAUUAAUUAAUGAACUUUGCGUUGUUCGAAAAAAAAAUAUCAAUGAAACCGCAAAAAAUUAUAUUGAGAUAAUUAAAAAAAAUAACAACAAUAAUAUUAUAAUUGCGCAUCAAAUAAAACUAGCAUCAUAUUUAUUACCACCAUCAGCACAAAUAGCUCGCGGGUGGAAGCCAUCCGUAGCAGAAUCAGAAGAUAGUUUAAUGUUACUUGCAUCGACUAACGAUGAGGUGGAUCAAGUAAUAAUCGACCGAGCAAAUAAAUUGAAGGAAUACAAGCUCACAUCACAACCGAUCAUUGUUGUUGUAGGUGAAAGUUGGACCAAGAUCACAGAUUUUUACACGUGCAUUGAUGGCUUAAAAUACAAAUUUGAUAAUUUACUUGAAGCAUUAGAUUCAUUGUUUUGUUGUUUUUUUGUUUACGAUCUUAAAUAUCCACUUGAAAGUAAAACAGUAUGUUCUGUUAUUAGUAAAGAUUUGUAUGGAUUUACUUUAAAUGAAAAUCUCAUCAAAGUAAAUGAAGUUUUAAUCGAUUUGGAGUGUCUACGUUCAAAACAAAAACCUGAAGUAGUAACUUCUACAGUACAAAUAAAUAAUGAUAACAAUGAGAGUACAAGUGUAAAUGAUGACAAUGAUAAUACAGAAGGUGAAACAUCAUUGCCAACAAAAGAUGGUGAUAGUUCUACAAGCCCUAAGGAGACGGAUGUUGAAAAUGAUGAACCACCACGUAAAAGAAUGAAGCCAUUUCAAUUUAAAAAAAAAUCGAAUACUGAAUUACUUCAAAGGAAUAAGUCCAAAUAAGUAAAACGUAAAGCGAAAGUCUUCAAUUUUUGCAAUAUUAUUUCAUCAACAUUUCUUUAAUAAUUUUUAGUAUACUUUUUUUUUGUCAAGUGCACAGAAAUAAUAAUAUUAUCGUUAAAACAAAAUAUAAAUAAAAAAAAAUGUAAUACUGGAUCUAUUAAUAAAAGAAAAAAAGAAACAAAACACAAUAAUACAUCUAAACCUCUAUUAAAAUAAUAAAAUUGCAAGUGUAUUUCUUGAAAAAGUAUAAAAAUAGCACUUCAUCAAUCAAGUUAAUUUAAAAAAUUAAAAGUUAUAAUUAAAAUUGAAACGAAUGUUGUGAAUUGUCACGAUAGACUGUAUGGUGUUUAAGGACAUUUUAACUUAAAAAAAUAAAAUAAAAUAAUGUUGUCAAUAAACACAAUAUAUUAUAGAAUAUAUAUAUUAGAUGGUUUUUUAAAGUGAGUUUUUCAAUUUAUUAUAAAAAUAUGUAAUAUGAAAAUUUGAAUUUCAUAAAUAACAUAAGUGAAUAAUGUAUGGUAUAAUUUUCAACAAGCAAAAACAGCAUUUCUAAAUAUAAAUUUGUAGAAUCGUUUUUUUCUUUUUUUAAAAUUAUGUUAAAAAAGAUGUUUAUGCUGAUGGUAUGUCAGAAUAAACUAAUGGGCUUGGUCAAUCGUUCCCGACAGAUAUUAAUCAACAUUUUAUAAGAUCACAAAAUUAUGGUAUAACUACAAAAUUUGAAAUUGAUAUUAAUAUAUCAUAUGAUAAACGUAAAGUAACACUUCGGGAUAUUAUUAUAAAUAACUAAAUUAUUUUCAAGUCAAAUUGGAAUAUGAUUUUCAAAUUUAAACAUUGAAUUUUAUAUUGAGGGAAUAAUUUCAAUUGAUAUAACUAUUCAUCAAGGAUUAAUUGAAACAAAUAAUUUAUAAUUAAUCAACCGCAUUAUUUUUAUCAGUUUCACAUACUGUUUGACACAUGCUCAAUUUUUAUUAUUUUAUUUUAUUUUAUUUCAAUUUCAAUAGGCCCAUAGCAAAUGUUUAUUAUGUUACAACACAACCAUCAUCAUAUCAUACACCAGUUAAUAUAUAUGGUUUUAUAUAAAUAUCAUUAAGUUUAAAUUGAUGGUGAAUUUGUCCAAGUACCGAAAAAAUUUCAGGUCUUUAGUUAAAAAGGGUCCAGGAAAAAGGUAGAGCUUUCCGUCAGCUGUUCUACACAUGAAUCAAGUGUAUAAACUUGAUUGAUUAUUUACAUGACCGAUGUGUUUUUUUUAAUGAGUAAAAGUAGAUAAUCUCUAACUAACAGUGAUGAUUAUUUAAAAUUAAAAAUUUUGUUUCUAUGUUGUUUAUUUCAAAAUAAUUUUUGGCACGAUAAUUGAUUUUUAAUUAUGUACAUAUAAUUCUAGUAAGAAUAAAUAUUGUAUCACACCACGUAUCCAAAUAUACCACGAUAAUUUCACAAGGGUUGUAAGGCCUUAUGUUUGAUACAGGGCUAUCAAAGGAUGUGGAGGAUAGGUUGUAACUUGAAAUAAUAGGAAUAACACUUUAAAUAAAUCCAAACACUGUGGCUUAAAUUCUAUUAAUAUAUUCACUUUAUUAUUUCACUAAAAUUAUAAUUAAUUGUAUUGUAUAUUGUGUAUUGAGUUGACUCUAACAAGUGUUGUCAUGGACAGACACUACUAUUUUAUAUUGUAAGUAUAAAGAAAUCCCGUUGUACGCGAAUCAAUAUUAAUUAGAGAUGUUACGUAAACGAGUGUUGAAGAGCAACUGAUUUCUCAGUUUGUUGAAAAUUGUUAAGUCCAAAAAAUGGGUGUAUACUUAGUUAAAAAAUUAGUUUUAAUUGGUCAAAAAUUAGUUCAAGAGAGGGUAAAAAACUAGGUGUAGGUGGUGGGAUUUUUAGACAUAAAAUUGGGCCUUGUGUGGUCCAAAGGGUGACAUAAAAAAUACCAUGUGUAAACAAAAAAUAUAGAUUUUACGACCGGAAAGUCCAAGACGUUUUCAUGAAUUUAGUUUAUUUUAAAAAGUUAUAAAUUUACUUUUUUAUUGUCGAUUUUACGACACUGUGUAUCGAAAAUACGUUAGUGCAGUUGUUUGACAGAUGUGAGAUUUUCUCUAAUUCUUGACAAAUAAUGUUUUAAAAAAUAUGUUAUAAUAGUACCAAAGAGAAACUUGAGUUCAUGGUUUUAUUUGUUACGUGAUUUUUACUCAAAAAUCUAUGCAUGAGUUGACCAUGUGUGGGAAUAUUCGAGUUUGUAAAAGGCUAUUAAAAAGUACAUAAAUUAAAUCGUUGUUUAAAAUAUUUUAGAAAAAAUAUAAACCAAAAUUGUUAGUCAUAUGUUAUUUGAAAUUGUAUGAUCUCGUGAUCUAGCCAUAAAAAACAGAGUAAUGUUUAAAACUUAUCAACUUAUUGUAUUUUGUUUAAAAAAUAAAAAGAAUAAAAAUCUGGUCAGUCUGGGACCGACAGACAUGUGGUUCGACCCGGAACAUUCUCCCCCCGUUGAGAGGUCGGCCGAUCAACUUAAUAUCUAGAACAGAAUAAAAGUGUUAGUAAAUGUAAAAUUAAUUUAUUCUAAUGUUGUCAUUCUGGGUCACAAGGAACCAGGGGUGCUAUUUUCUUGACGUUGCGUUUGUAGGUAGACUUUGCUGUUUUGAUGGUGACCGUACGGACAAUACCAUCCGUCCCAGGAUGCGUCUCGAUGAUUCGACCCAAUGCCCAAUGCAUAGGUGGAAUGUUGUCUUCCUUCAAUAAGACCACAUCGCCUAUUUCUAUGUUGUUGUUGUCUUUGUUCCACUUACUACGGUUGAUCAUCUCGUUGAGAUAUUCAUUGUGCCAACGUUGCCAAAAUUCUUGUUUUAGUUGUUCAAUCAGUUGCCAUCUAGACAACCUGUUCAUGGGUAUGUUGUUGUAGUCAUGAUCUCUUAUAGUUGUGAGAGCAUGUCCAAUUAAAAAAUGUCCAGGUGAGAGCACCAUAAAAUCAUUUGGAUCAGUUGAAAUAGGUGUCAGUGGACGUGAAUUGAGUAUUGCCUCGAUCUCAAUAAUCAAGGUGUUG
This is a messenger RNA of Aphidius gifuensis, 5028 nucleotides long. RefSeq names its product ADP-ribosylation factor-like protein 3. Bases 663 to 2003 code for a protein of 446 amino acids. The record is from RefSeq and is a predicted model, not a curated record. Lineage: Eukaryota; Metazoa; Arthropoda; Insecta; Hymenoptera; Braconidae. Gene Ontology annotation, molecular function: GTP binding; GTPase activity. Gene Ontology annotation, biological process: cilium assembly. The transcript has 5 exons. Gene Ontology annotation, cellular component: cytoplasm; microtubule cytoskeleton.